Molecule: messenger RNA, 1782 nt
Organism: Nycticebus coucang (slow loris)
Lineage: Eukaryota; Metazoa; Chordata; Mammalia; Primates; Lorisidae
Gene: NME8
Product: NME/NM23 family member 8
Exons: 15
Coding region: 1-1782 (593 amino acids)
Source: RefSeq, a predicted model, not a curated record
AUGGCUGGCAAAAAGCGAGAAGUCCAGUUACAGACAGUCAUCAAUAGUCAAAGCCUGUGGGAUGAGAUGUUGCAGAAUAAAGGCUUAACAGUGAUUGAUGUUUACCAGGCUUGGUGUGGACCCUGCAAAGCAAUACAAGCUUUAUUCAGAAAACUGAGAAACGAACUAAAUGAAGAAGAAAUUCUGCACUUUGUUGUUGCAGAAGCUGACAAUGUUGUGGCUUUGCAGCCAUUUAGAGAUAAAUGUGAACCUGUUUUCCUCUUUAGUCUUAAUGGCAAAAUUAUUGCAAAGAUUCAGGGUGCAAAUGCACCACUGAUUAGUAAAAAAGUUAUUAACUUGGUCAAUGAUGAGAAGAAAAUUGCAGCAGGAGAAAUGGUUCGCCCUCAGUAUCAUGAAAUUCUGUUGGUAGAUACAGCGUCAGAAGAUGCUGGAGAAGUACAUUCUGAAGGUGCUCAAGAACAAUACAGUAUUGCUGUUAUCAAACCUGAUGCUGUGCUUAGUAAGAAAGUUUUGGAAAUUAAAGAAAAAAUUGCCAAUGCAGGAUUUAUCAUAGAAGCAGAGGAUAAGAGGAUGUUCACUGAAGACCAAGUUAUGGACUUCUAUAGUCACAUUGCAGACCAGCCUGACUUUGAAGAGUUCCUCUCUUUUAUGACAAGUGGCCUAAGCUAUGUUCUAGUUGUGAGUCAAGGAAGUGAACAAGAGCCUCCCAAGGAAGAAACUGAAUCUAAGCCUGACACUGAAGCUACAGAACCAACUAAGGAUCAGUCUAAUCCUGAAGUUGAUAUCACAUCUGAAGGAUUUAAGAAGAAACGAGACAGUUUACAAGAAUGUCUGGAGAGGCAGCACAUAGCUCAGUUUUGUGAUGUUGAAGAUGAUGCAACUAUUGUGGCUAAGUUCCUUGAUAUGUUCUUCCCUGAUUUUAAAACAUUGAAAAGCAUGAAAUUACAAAAAACAGUGGCAUUACUUCGGCCAGAUCUCUUUCAAGAAAGGAAAGAGGAAGUUUUAGACAUUAUUGGAAAAGAAGGCUUCAAAAUAUUGGAACGAAGGCAAAUAGUGUUAUCAAAAGAAGAAGCAGUUGCACUGUGCAAGAAAUAUGAACAUGAAGACUAUUUUGAGAAACUGAUAGAAAACAUGACCAGGGGUCCAUCUCUAGCUCUUAUUUUAUUUAGAGACAAUGCCGUCCAGUACUGGAAAGAGCUACUGGGACCAGGAACAGUUGAAGAAGCAUAUACAAAUUUUCCCACGAGUUUAUGUGCAAAAUUUGCAAUGGAAAGUUUGCCUAUCAACCAGUUGUAUGGAAGUGAUUCAUUGGAAACUGCUAAAAGAGAAAUACAACAUUUCUUUCCUCUUGAAAGCACUUUAGCAGUGAUUAAACCUCAUGCAACACAGGAACAAAGAGAGGAGAUCCUGAAGCGUAUCCAGGAGGCCAGAUUCGACGUGGUGCAGGAGAAGGAGAUGCUUCUGACUCCAGAAUGGGCAGGUGUGAUUUACUCAAAAAUAACAGGAAAAGACUUUUAUGAGGAGGUAUUGCAAGUGUUAUCUGAGGGUCCAUCUUUGGUCCUGGUUCUGACAAAGUGGAAUGCUGUCGCAGAAUGGAGACAUCUGAUGGGCCCCACAGACCCAGAAGAAGCAAGAAUGCUGGCCCCAGACAGCAUCCGAGCCCGAUUUGGAAUAAGUACGUCAAAGAAUAUCGUCCAUGGAUCAUCUAAUGUCUAUGAGGCAACAGAGACCAUUGGUAAAAUCUUUGAAGAGUUUGUUCCUGAUAAUCCUGAGGAAAAUUAA